This is a messenger RNA of Branchiostoma belcheri (Belcher's lancelet), 1351 nucleotides long. RefSeq lists its product as uncharacterized. The record is from RefSeq and is a predicted model, not a curated record. The transcript is spliced from 6 exons. NCBI's taxonomy places the organism in Eukaryota, Metazoa, Chordata, Leptocardii, Amphioxiformes, Branchiostomatidae. Bases 576 to 1118 code for a protein of 180 amino acids.
AUAGUGCGUCUUUCAAGGCUUCUGAUUUUAAUGUAAGUUUUAACGACGUAUACCAGCCAGAGUGCUGCUUUGCUACAGUAGGAUGAAAAUCUAGUUUUCCUGGUGCACAUUGAACAUGACAAGGGGAUAAGGUGUAACUCUAUGCGUCUGUAGGCGCUUCUAUUUCAGAUUAACCAUAUCGACUUAGAUAUGGGUGGAAACACAAUCUGAUGAUAACACCGGGAUAUGAAAGUCGACAUUGUCAGACAACAACAUGCAGAUGGCUGAGAUAUUGCCGAUCAUGCAAAAGCUAGGCAACAUAUGAGCGCUGCCGGGAGAGACUGUCACCUUGCAGGACCAUAUUGUUGCCGAGUAGACUGAUCCAACACGGACUUCCAGCUCAGUACCUCUCAGCAGGAGUCUUAUAGGACGUAAUUCAUCGUCCUAACUUCCUUCCUCUGGCCAACACAUCUAGGAUCUCAGACUUAAUGAUGGUGUCGAAGGCCCGGGGCAUGCCUAUCUCAACAGUGUGAAAGUUACAGUUAAAAAAAAAACAAUAGCAACAAAAACUAAGGUUUGCUUGUAAAGAGAUAACAAUGAGGCAACAAAAAUGCGCCCUGCUCCUGCUGGUCAUGAUGGUUUUAAUAGCCACGAUUUACAUGAAAGAUCCUGUGGGUCUUUAUUAUAACUCACUGACACAGGAAACACUUGUCAGAGAUCUCCAGGAAAAAGUACAAGAUAAAGGCAAUGGCAGCGUUACAAAUAGAUCGAAAAAUACACCCAUGGAAAAGGCGCCUGAUGGGCAAAAAAGGAAGAAUCAUUCUUAUUACAAAUGGGUACCCGGGGAGUUAGCUGCUACGAAGAAGUUCAAGGCCGACCAGACAGCCGUGCAGUCCAUACCCACAGUUGCACCUGGGUGGGUCUACAACAAGACAGCUGCUGAUUUGUUUCGGAAACAGAUAAAACACGGCAAUCACAUUAAAAACGGAGAUUUUCUGACAACACAAGAAACUGCAACAUUGGACUUCAUAUUAAAGCGCUACCAGUCUGAAACAACGCUAAUGAACGUGUCUAGAGAAAUAUUACACCGAUUUCCUAAAGUUGGUUUUCAAGAAUCACUGUCACUUAUUAUAAUCUAAAGAAAAAUGAUGGACAGAUAUUUGACGAAUAGGAAAUAUUUUGAAUAUUUUUAAACAAUUUUACGGGAUUACAUAUAUCCACCAUUAUAUAAAAAUCGUCUAAGUAGAUGUUAAUUCUAUGACUUUGCUUUCUUAACACUACCUAGACAGGGGGGGGGGGGCUAAAAGUGCCCGCGCCAACUUUGAUGUUACAUUGCGUCUGAACGGCUAACGCUAGAACGGCCAAACUUUAA